Messenger RNA from Tachyglossus aculeatus (Australian echidna), 1481 nucleotides. RefSeq names its product deoxyribonuclease 2, lysosomal (gene DNASE2). Lineage: Eukaryota; Metazoa; Chordata; Mammalia; Monotremata; Tachyglossidae. Gene Ontology annotation, molecular function: deoxyribonuclease II activity. The record is from RefSeq and is a predicted model, not a curated record. The coding region runs from base 205 to 1251 and encodes 348 amino acids. Gene Ontology annotation, biological process: apoptotic DNA fragmentation. The transcript is spliced from 7 exons.
UGGAGAGUUGCCUGUUCCUAUGCCCAGAGCAGAAGAAAAAGGUGGAAAGGCGGGAGAAGAGUCGGUCCCCCGGCGGAAGGGGCGGAACUCCGCAGAAUCGGGAGAGUGAGCGCUCACGCCUGUCCCGGGAGAGGAAGGAUUCUGCCUGCCUCAUCCCCAUUUCCCAGGAUCAGGGAUACUGCAAGCCGCCACGCCUCAUCUACCAUGGUUACCCUCCUUCUCCUGGUAGCAAUGUUGCCUGGGGUGGCCACUGUUAUCUCCUGCUACGGGGACACUGGCAAGCCUGUUGACUGGUUUGCCGUGUACAAGCUGCCCCAGUUGCCCGAUUCCCGAGCAAGGAGUGGGAUGAGCUACAUGUAUCUGGACAGCAAGACCGGGGGCUGGCAGGAAGGCACCACACUCAUCAAUAGCACACAAGGGGCCGUGGGGCGCACUCUGCAACCGCUGUAUCGGGGCAAUGCCAGCCAGUGUGAUGGGCUGGCCUAUCUGCUCUACAAUGACCAGCCACCCAAGGGCAGCAGUAACAAAGAUAAAGCCUCUCGUGGGCACACUAAAGGAGUGUUACUGCUGGAUAAGGAUGGAGGCUUUUGGAUGAUCCACAGCACCCCUCACUUUCCCCCGCCCGCCAGUGCCACCUAUUCGUGGCCCGACACAGCCCGACCCAAGGGCCAGAGUUUCCUAUGUGUUUCCUUCAGCUACUCCCAGUUCCAGGAGAUCGGGAAACAGCUGGCUUACACCUUCCCUCUGGUGUACAACUACUCAGUAGAAGGGACUUUCGCCCAGGACCUACCUGAGCUGUUGGCUGCCUCCCAGGGACACCAUGUGAAAAGCGCCCCGUGGAACCGCAGCGUGGCACUCACUUCCUCUAGCGGGGAGGUCUUCUUCAGCUUUGCCAAAUUUGGUGCCUUUGCAGAUGACCUCUAUUCAGGCUGGCUGGCCUCAGCCCUGGGCAGUGACUUGGAUGUCCAGUUCUGGCCCAACUCUCCCGGAGUGCUGCCCUCCAACUGCUCAGGGCCUUUCCGGGUGCUGAAUGUGGUGCACACAGCCUUUCCUCCGCCCGCUGGCCCGACCUUCAGUGCCACCCUGGAUCACUCCAAGUGGUGCGUCGCAGCGAAGGGACCCUGGACCUGCGUGGGAGACAUGAACCGGAACCAGGGCGAGGAGCACCGGGGCGGGGGUGUUCUAUGCUCCCGCUUACCAGCCCUCUGGAAGGCUUUCCAGCCCCUAGUGCAAAAAUGCCAACCGUGCUAGCCAGUCUCGGUGCCCAGGCAAGAAAGGGGGCUUGUGGGGCUCAGUGCCAAGGUGCCCUCCAACUUCACAGUGUUGCCUGGUUGCUCAGCUCAGGAGCCCCAGAGUGGGUGAGACCUUCCAAGGAUCCAGCCGAGGCAGACUAUGUGGGUUGGGACACAAGCUUUCAAGGCCCAACAGGGAGCUCUGAAAAGAAAUAAACUUUGCCAAGGGAAUAAAAGGCUUUAGCAGUG